AAUUAAUUAUUUCAUGAAUAUGAACGAAUAUUAUAAAUGAAACAAGUGAUUUGUACCUUGUUUGAUUCGUGUAGUCGACCCCACUUAGUGGUAUAAGUGUUGUUCGUUGUUGUUGUUGUAUAUGCUAGAGGAGACCCAUUACGAAGCACAAACAUUCCUUGGAUUAGUCGAACUCGAAGUUGGACACGUGUUGUGUCCGACACCAACACAUAUAAUUACACUGAACUACGUGAUUUUCUCAAAUUUUUAUCCGUGAGGUAGGGGUUUAAUGAGUUGGUUUGGUUUGAUUUUUGGGAGAAAAAAAAAAUCUGAGCCAAUAAAAAAUAGUAGUAGUUUUGCUCUGGUUUGUUUUUUGCUUUGUAAACAGAAUGGGAAAAUUAUGAUUUCACAUCUGAAAGUUUUGUUUGUGGACUACAUUGGGCUGGAUGAGAGUCCAUCACUACAACAACAGCCAAACCUUUUCUCACUAAGUGUGGUCGGCUACAGGGAUCAAAUUACGUCAUAACGUUCUAUCUGAAAUCAUAUUUGGAUCCAUCAGAGUCCAUUAGUAAGUCUUGAAAAAUUCUGACCAUCCUCAAAUGAAACCUUUUUGACAGUGAAGGCAUAACUUUCGGAGGAAUUUUUCUCACUCUAAAAGCACUUUGGAAGUACGCAUCCCAUAAAACAUAAUUUGUAUACUCUAAAUGUGUAUUUUCUAACAAAAACACAAUUUUCUUCUUGUUUAAAUGUAUAUUUAUGAAAUUAUGUGCGGGUGUUUAGAAAGACAGGUGAGUGAAGUUCUCUCUAGCUUUCCCUAUUACUUAUCUGUGGUAAAACAACUAAACUGUACUUCAAUUGCUGAUAACAAUCUGAUUAUAGAUAUGUGUAAGGUUUCCAUUCAAGUCCCUUGAAUAUUUGAGAUUUGAGGAUAUGGUCAACUGGGAGGAAUGGAUAUGUGUAAGGUUUCCUUUGCUUAUAGAGCUUUCUAUAACAAAUUGUCCUAAACUGAAAGGCACCCUGCCUCAACAUCUUCCUUCUUUACAAAAAUUGAAUAUUAGUGGUUGCAAAGAGUUGGAGGAAUGGUUAUGUCUUGAAGGGUUUCUUUCUCUUAAAGAGCUUUAUAUAAGUCAUUGUUCCAAAUUCAAAAGAGUAUUGCCUCAACUUCUUCCACAUCUUCCAUCUUUACAAAAAUUGCGGAUCAAUGAUUGCAACAUGUUGGAGGAAUGGUUAUGCCUUGGAGAGUUUCCUUUGCUUAAAGAUAUUUCUAUAUUCAAAUGUUCUGAAUUGAAAAGGGCUCUGCCACAACACCUUCCUUCUUUACAGAAACUGGAGAUUAGAGAUUGCAACAAGUUGGAAGCAUCAAUUCCUAAGUGUGAUAAUAUGAUAGAGUUAGAUAUACGGAGAUGUGAUAGAAUUUUGGUAAAUGAAUUGCCUACCAGUUUGAAAAAGUUAGUCCUUUCUGAAAAUCAGUACACCGAGUUCUCUGUGGAGCCAAACUUAGUCAACUAUACCAUUCUUGACGAGUUGAAUUUGGAUUGGAGUGGUUUUGUAAAGUGUCCUUCUUUGGAUUUGUGUUGUUAUAAUUCUCUUGGUGAUCUUUCAAUAAAAGGAUGGCACUCCUCCUCCUUGCCUUUGGAACUACACUUGUUCACCAAACUUCAUUAUCUGUAUCUGUACGAUUGUCCAGAGCUGGAAUCGUUUCCAAUGGGUGGUUUGCCUUCCAACUUGAGGAGCCUUAAAAUAUACAAUUGCCCAAAACUGAUUGGUUCGAGAGAGGAGUGGGGUUUGUUCCAACUCAGUUCCUUGUUAGAAUUCUCUGUUAGUGAUGAGUUUGAAAAUGUGGAGUCCUUCCCAGAGGAGAAUCUGCUACCACCAACUCUUAUGUUUCUUCAUUUGUAUAAAUGUUCAAAGCUAAGGAAAAUGAACAACAAGGGUUUUCUCCACCUCAAAUCUCUCAAAUCUCUAUCUAUUAACAACUGCCCUAGUCUUGAGAACUUGCUAGAGGAGGCUCUACACUUGUUCACCAAACUUGAUUUUUUGUAUCUGGUCGAUUGUCCGGAGUUGGAUUCAUUUCCUGAGGGAGGUUUGCCUCCCAACUUGAGCUCCUUUGGAAUAUAUAAUUGCCCAAAACUGAUUGGUUCAAGAGAGGAGUGGGGUUUGUUCCAACUCAAUUCCUUGAAAUCUUUCUUUGUUACUGAUGAGUUUGAAAACGUGGAGUCCUUCCCAGAGGAGAAUCUACUACCAUCAACCCUUGAGACUCUUUAUGUGGAAAAUUGUUCAAAGCUAAGAAUAAUGAACAACAAGGGUUUUCUCCACCUCAAAUCCCUCAAGGCUAUGCGUAUUUUCAGCUGCCCAAGUCUUGAGCGCUUGCCAGAGAAGGAGGCUCUACCCAACUCUCUUGAUGAAUUGUGGAUUGAUGAUUGUUUAAUAAUAAAGGAGAAGUAUGAAAAGGAGGGAGGAGAGCGUUGGCAUACAAUUUGUCACAUCCCUCGUGUGUUGAUUGACGGAAUUAGGCCGGAAUGAGAAGUUAUGGGUCCCACUUUUGGUCAAACCUUUUUGGUUCUGAAUGAUAAGAGGGAUUCUGCGUUUGGAACGGUGUGAGGGUAGUUUGGGAAAUGAUUAUUGUGGUGAUUUUGUUAAAGAUUUAUUUAUUGGAGUGUGUUGGUGAUUCAAUAUCUGCUCAAAUUUAUCUUCUUCAUCAUCAGUUGAAUGGCAUAAUAAUGAAAACCAUCGAGAUAACUUUGCAUCAAGAACUGAAGGAAACUAGGGAAUUGAUCCUUCACAUUCUAACCCAGAAUAUGAACCAGACAUUCUCAUGUUGUUGAGUUUUGCUUUCAAACAUAGUAUGUGUCCAUAAUAUUACUGCCUGCCACUCGACAAAAGUCCUCUUACCCAUGUGGACUGUGUUCUCUUCAGAUUGGUAGAUGCUGAUUCUGCUAAGGAUAGAUUGCAGCUGAAGAACAAAGUAACUGCAAGAGCAUGUCCUGUCUUAACAACCAAGUUUUCAAAAUCAGCUUGUUUUGUUUGCUAACCUCCCGGACGUUUAUGGAAUAUCCAAUUCCUUUUCAUGAGAUUACUGUGAUGCUUAUGGAAGGAUGCCAUUUUUCUGUUUGAAGUUGUCGACAAUAUGGUUUCAAUUGCAAAUCUCUCGCUGAAUUGAAGACUGAUUAAGCGAGAACAAAUUGAACACUUGCCUAUGUUCCCAAACUGAUAAGAAUUGAAGGAAAGUCUCAGGAGACGAUGAUAUAAAGAAAAGUUCAAAGAGGGUAAAGACCGAGAAAUGAGUCAAAGGAACAAUGUUUGCAAGCUAUUGUUGAGUAUGAUAUCAUAGUUUGUUGUGUAAUGGCGACUGGGGGUAUGGUUCAGGGGUGAUGUUGUAAUCUGGACAAUAGUGUUUAAUUAUACACAAGUUGUGCAUUGUAAACCUUAAUCUUUCACUCAUAAUAAAAAGGAACUGCAGCUUCUCUGCAGUCGGAGAUGUAGGCAAUAUUGGCCGAACUUCGUUACCAAA
This is a messenger RNA of Medicago truncatula (barrel medic), 3490 nucleotides long. Its product is annotated as disease resistance protein RPV1. The transcript is spliced from 5 exons. Bases 910 to 2502 code for a protein of 530 amino acids. Lineage: Eukaryota; Viridiplantae; Streptophyta; Magnoliopsida; Fabales; Fabaceae. The record is from RefSeq and is a predicted model, not a curated record.